Molecule: messenger RNA, 1454 nt
Organism: Hypanus sabinus (Atlantic stingray)
Lineage: Eukaryota; Metazoa; Chordata; Chondrichthyes; Myliobatiformes; Dasyatidae
Gene: enkd1
Product: enkurin domain containing 1
Exons: 9
Coding region: 162-1259 (365 amino acids)
Cellular component (GO): cytoplasmic microtubule
Source: RefSeq, a predicted model, not a curated record
UCCGACGUCACCGUAUCGUUCAGUUCACGCGUGCCUGGGGACGCCGAAGUUCGGGGCUGUCAUGACAACGUACGCGACGUCACAACGUCGGCCAUCGUGCGCGUCCCCGCGGAUGGUUGUUGGGCGCAAAUAGCGAACUCGGGUAGUACCGCCAAGGAAAGAUGUCUGAAGGCCCCUCCAACAUAUCUGGCCCAAUUCCACCAGAUCCAACACUAUUCCCAGACUUUUACCACCGGCCAGUAUCAGCUCGGGGAAGGUUAGAAGGAAACAGCCUGAAACUCGACUUUCUCUCAGGGCCGUUACUUCCGGAUCCCACUUUGUACCCAUCGUGCUACAGUGCCAGGCCUCAGCCAGCUCCUCGUGUGCGUUCAAAUGCUAGAGAGAUCCUGGAGAGAGGACAAAAGGGUUCUGUUGGUGUGCUGCUGCAAUUGGAAGGAGUGUCACUACAUAGACAGUUCUCACCAAGAAGGAAGGAACCAAGGGAUCAUGAGAAGGAGAACGUGAGGCGAAUGCGUGAGAUCCAGAAGAAAUGCAGGGAGAAGGACCAAGAGCGUGAGCAAAAUGGCCCCAAACCGGUCAAAGCCCUGUGGAAGUCCCAGAAGUAUGAGUCUGUUUCUUCCAAAGUGAUGGCUCGCUUACAGGAGAACUCAUCGGUGAAGCCUUUGGAUAAACAGCACUACCUUAAAGCACAUUCACGAUGUGGGACUGGGAUUAGCCCAAAAAGAUCCUCGUCGCCAAACCCAACAAAAGCAGAGAUCUGUGCUGAAGCAUCAGAGAGGGUUAACCUCGAUACUCAGGUCAAAGAUGUUAAUAUAGAUUUCAUUAGGCGCAACGCACAGAAUGCAAGAAGAAUGCCAGUGCGACGCUCCAAGUCCCUGCAGUCCCUUACAGAUGUUCUGGACAGGAAAGCAAAGGAACAACAGGAGUACAUAAGCAAGAAUAAAGGACAGCUACCCCAGUACUUAAUUGAACGGCGGAACCAGUGGAGGAAAGAGGAGGAGGAACGACAGAAAAACAUCCCCGACCCUAGCAUGCCUCCCGGUCACACUAGGAUGCCAGAGGAUGAAAGGCUGGAAACACUCAGUUCCCUUCUUCAAACUCAAAAGCAGCUGACCAAGCAAUUGCUGAUGUUUCCCGUACAAGUGGAUACCAUUGGCAUGCAGAAUCGACGCACGGACCUUGAGAAGAAGCUGGCAGAGAUUGAAGAGGCCAUCAAAAUCUUCUCAAGACCCAAAGUUUUCAUCAAAAUCAAUGACUGAGCAGCUGUAUGAGGCUUUGAGCGGAGAUGUUGCUGGAUGCCAGAAACCUACAUGAAGCCAAGACGCACUGUGAUUCCUGAGUCUGAUGAUAAUCUUUCCCAUAAAUCUGUAAAUAAAUUAUCAGAAUAUUUUAAAAAAGAAUUAUAUGUUAAUUUUGUAUUAUCAAUGUUAUUAAAUUCAUUUUUGAAAAAGUGA